AUGGAGGACGACGACGCAGCUUAUGAUCUAAUCAAACACGAACUGUUAUACUCAGAAGACGAAGUAAUAAUCUCACGUUAUCUGAAGGGUAUGGUCGUUAACGGAGAUUCUUGGCCAGAUCACUUCAUCGAAGACGCAAACGUGUUCACCAAGAAUCCAGAUAAGGUGUUCAAUUCUGAGAGACCUAGAUUCGUGAUCGUUAAACCACGAACAGAGGCUUGUGGUAAAACCGAUGGAUGUGAUUCGGGUUGCUGGAGGAUCAUUGGUCGUGAUAAACUGAUAAAGUCGGAGGAGACUGGGAAGAUUCUAGGGUUCAAGAAGAUACUCAAGUUUUGCCUAAAGAGGAAACCUAUAGACUACAAGAGAAGUUGGGUAAUGGAAGAGUAUAGGCUUACCAAUAACUUGAACUGGAAGCAAGAUCAUGUGAUUUGCAAAAUUCGGUUUAUGUUUGAAGCUGAAAUUAGUUUCUUGCUAAGCAAGCAUUUCUACACUACAUCAGAAUCGGUUCUUGAAAAUGAGCUGUUGCCAUCUUAUGGAUAUUAUUUAUCCAAUACACAAGAGGAGGAUGAAUUUUAUCUGGACGCGAUAAUGACUUCGGAAGGAAACGAGUGGCCUAGCUACGUUACCAACAACGUGUACUGUCUGCAUCCAUUGGAGCUUGUGGAUCUUCAAGAUCGGAUGUUUAAUGAUUACGGAACCUGCAUCUUCGCUAACAAGACUUGUGGUGAAACUGAUAAAUGCGAUGGUGGUUACUGGAAGAUCCUGCACGGUGAUAAGCUGAUCAAGUCAAAUUUCGGAAAGGUCAUUGGUUUCAAGAAGGUAUUUGAGUUCUAUGAAACGGUGAGACAAAUAUAUCUUUGUGAUGGAGAAGAAGUGACGGUAACUUGGACUAUACAAGAGUAUAGGCUUAGCAAAAACGUGAAGCAGAAUAAAGUGUUGUGCGUUAUCAAGUUGACUUAUGAUAGAUAG
Messenger RNA from Arabidopsis thaliana (thale cress), 969 nucleotides. RefSeq names its product NAC (No Apical Meristem) domain transcriptional regulator superfamily protein. Bases 1 to 969 code for a protein of 322 amino acids. Gene Ontology annotation, molecular function: DNA binding. Gene Ontology annotation, biological process: DNA-templated transcription; regulation of DNA-templated transcription. The transcript has a single exon. The record is from RefSeq and is marked reviewed. Gene Ontology annotation, cellular component: nucleus. NCBI's taxonomy places the organism in Eukaryota, Viridiplantae, Streptophyta, Magnoliopsida, Brassicales, Brassicaceae.